CUUCCUCCAGCCUGGGCCGGCAACCGCCAUGGCCGCCCGAGCCACCCCACGAAGCCGCUUCCCCCGCCCACCUCCUCCACCCCGCGCGCUCCCGCCUGGCAUAGGCACGACCCCCUCCAUGUCCCCCACCUCCUCCCCUACUUCCCCCGCAAGAACCGGCGCCGAACCGUCGCCACCACCCCGCGUCGCCGGCGCCCCACUCCAUCGCCGGUUGCCGCCUCCCCCGUGCUCGAUCCCGCCUUUCCGAGCCUAUAAAAGACUCCCCGCACCUUGCUCUCCCUUUUUCCCCAUUUUCCCGAGCCCUCCCGUGCCCCAAAACCACCCACCCGCGCCGCUACCCAUCGCCACCGUUCGCCGGCGACCCUCGGUCGUGCGCUGCCGCCGCCCUAGCCACCGCCGGGCCGCGCCGCCACCACCCUCGGCUUCGCCCCGCUGAGCUCCACCCCGGCCUCCACUCCGUUUUCCUUUUCCACCCCCGAAAAGCUGCUCCCACCACCAACCUGAGCUCCACCACCACAUUGCCGACUUCAGCCGGCCACCACCGCCGCCCUAACCACCACCAUGCCGCGCCACCGCCACUGUCGGCUUCAGCGCUCCAAGCCAAGCACCGGCCACCGCCUCGUUCCUCCAAUCGGCCACCAAGCCGCCCUCUCCACUGCCAACCUGAGCCGCCACCGUCCGUGCUGCCUCGGCCACCGUCGCGACACGCCGGCUUCGCCGUGUCACGUUCUUCCCUGGCCGACGCCUGAACGCCGUCUUCCGCCGCCGGGAGCCACCGUAACCGUCUCCCCUCGCUCACCGGUCCCGCUGGCCCUCGGCCGCACCUCUGCCGCGGUCGGGAGUCGCCGAAGCGCCGUCCCCGACCCCAACCCGAGAAACGCCGCCGCCAAUCCUCGUCGUCAGUCGCCUUCCCGUCUUUGCCUCACCAUCCCCGUCCUCUUGGUGAGCCCCCUCUCCCUUCCACGCCGCCUCCCGUGUGUGUCGCCGCCGCCCACCACCGGCGACCAUAUGGCUGAGCGCCGCCGCCUUCUGGCCGGCUGCCGCUGCCCUGCUCGCCCCUGGCCACCUGGCCCCUUGCCGUGCCGCACUUGCCCGUGGCCGCCCGAUCGGCUGCUCUGGCCGAUCUGGGUCGUCCACGUGUUGCCCCACGAAGGUGCCCUCGUGGCGCCACGUCGGCGCCACCUCGCCCUCCCCGUCCGCCGUGGCCGCCAUGUGGCUGCCACGUAG
This is a messenger RNA of Oryza sativa Japonica Group (Japanese rice), 1227 nucleotides long. The record is from RefSeq and is a predicted model, not a curated record. NCBI's taxonomy places the organism in Eukaryota, Viridiplantae, Streptophyta, Magnoliopsida, Poales, Poaceae.